Molecule: messenger RNA, 1214 nt
Organism: Mastomys coucha (southern multimammate mouse)
Lineage: Eukaryota; Metazoa; Chordata; Mammalia; Rodentia; Muridae
Gene: Gyg1
Product: glycogenin 1
Exons: 9
Coding region: 99-1214 (371 amino acids)
Cellular component (GO): cytoplasm
Molecular function (GO): glycosyltransferase activity
Source: RefSeq, a predicted model, not a curated record
ACGGCCGCUAUAAGAGCGGCGGGCUGCGGACUCCCGCCCUCCCUGCUGGCCGCGGUCACCUACCGGCGCCCGGCUCCCGCGACCCACCCGGCCACACUAUGACAGAUCAGGCUUUUGUGACGCUGACCACAAACGAUGCCUAUGCCAAAGGUGCGCUGGUCCUGGGCUCAUCUUUGAAACAGCACCGGACUACAAGGAGGAUGGUUGUACUCGCCAGCCCACAGGUUUCAGACUCUAUGAGAAAAGUUUUAGAGACCGUGUUCGAUGAAGUCAUCAUGGUAGAUGUCUUGGACAGUGGCGAUUCUGCUCAUCUCACCCUAAUGAAGAGACCCGAGUUGGGCAUCACAUUGACUAAACUCCACUGCUGGUCCCUUACUCAGUAUUCCAAAUGCGUGUUCAUGGAUGCAGAUACUCUGGUCCUCUCAAAUAUUGAUGAUCUGUUUGAAAGGGAAGAAUUGUCAGCGGCACCAGACCCAGGAUGGCCUGACUGUUUCAACUCUGGAGUCUUUGUUUAUCAACCCUCAAUGGAAACAUAUAACCAGCUGUUGCACCUUGCUUCUGAGCAAGGCAGUUUUGAUGGUGGGGACCAGGGUCUACUGAAUACAUAUUUUAGUGGCUGGGCGACCACAGAUAUCACAAAACACCUGCCAUUUGUGUAUAACCUAAGCAGCAUUUCAAUAUACUCCUACCUCCCAGCAUUUAAAGCGUUUGGUAAAAAUGCCAAAGUUGUGCACUUCCUGGGACGAACCAAGCCAUGGAAUUACUCUUACAAUCCCCAAACAAAAAGUGUCAAAUGUGAAUCCCAGGACCCAACCAUGAGUCACCCAGAGUUUCUGAACCUGUGGUGGGACACCUUCACCACCAACGUCUUACCUCUGCUCCAACACCAUGGCCUUGUCAAAGAUACCAGCUCCUAUCUAAUGAUGCUUUCAGGCUUGGUCCAUACACUGGCUUUCUCUUGUGGCUUCUGUAGAAAGGAACAUGUCUCAGGAGCCCUGUCAGACCUGUCCUUUGGGGAAGCCCCAGCUGCACCACAACCCCUUCUCCUAAAAGCGGCUCACCCACCUGUGGUGAACCAGACAAAGGGCUUUUGUCUGCUGCAGCGCUAUCUCCUUCUGGAAUUCCUCCUUGGAGUCACCACCCACCAGAAACGGAAAUGCCUCUGUAGGUUCCUGGUAGCUGCAAGUGUUAAUGUCCAGACCACAUCUCAGUGA